AUGGGCUCAAUCAAAGUAGUCGGCAGGCCACUUCUCGCGCCGAACGUGGCACCGGCCAGUGACGCUCCGAAGGAGGUGUUGAUCUAUAACCAUAAUGAAUCACCUCAGGUGCCACAUGCGCCAGAAAACAUCUUCUUCUAUGGUCAUCGCGCUCCAAAAAAGGGCGGUGAAUCGCCCAUAUCAUCUUCAUUGGAACUGUUUAAUCGGGCUCAGCAGGAGAUCCCGGAUUUCAUUGCCGAUCUGGCGGAGAAAGGGAUUCUCAGCCGGGUUACCUACCAAGCUGAAAGGCAACACCAGGGCGGUUCCACUCUCCGUGACGCAUUCGGGAAAGAGAUUGAAGAUGGGGACGACGAAGAGACUCAAAGAAAGAAAAUAGAGGCUCAGAUUGCGCGGUAUGGGCGAGAGAAACAUACGACAUGGGAAUGGGCUGAUGAUGGACUUGUUCUCACGCACCGAUUACCCGUGAUUCGGACCCAGCGCGGGACUAAUUUGCCUACUCUUUUCACUGGAUUGGCGGCAUACUGGAAAAGAGCGCAGAGCGACAUUGAAGCGCGUAGGAAGGUAACGCAGCAGCUGUUUGGUGAUGGUAUGCCUAUUCCUGACCAAUAUCUCGCCAAUCUGGCCAAGAUUACAGAUGAUAUCCGGGUGUUGCAUCGGUGGCAGGAGGGUGAUGUCUUGGUUUAUGAUAACACCAUUGCGCAACAUGGCCGAGAGCCGUGGGAAGGUGAACAGUCUGAUCGAGUUGUUAUGGCGGGUUUAUUUGAUGGAGAGAGUGUGCCUGGGGCCUAUGGCUUUGGGGAUUGGGCGCAAGUUGUACAAGCGUUGGAUUGA
Messenger RNA from Penicillium antarcticum, 831 nucleotides. RefSeq lists its product as uncharacterized. The coding region runs from base 1 to 831 and encodes 276 amino acids. Lineage: Eukaryota; Fungi; Ascomycota; Eurotiomycetes; Eurotiales; Aspergillaceae. The record is from RefSeq and is a predicted model, not a curated record. Gene Ontology annotation, molecular function: oxidoreductase activity. The transcript has 2 exons.